UCACAGUCCCUUAGCAACAGCUGAGUGGAUCUACAGUAACAGCCCUGCUGGUAAAAUCAGCGUUUGGGUGUGGAUCCAUAUUCAGAGGAACAUUACAAAACAGGAUUUCAUUCAACUCUGCGUAUAUGAUUCCACAUGGAGCCCUGCUUAAAGACUUGAAUGUCUGAAUGAGAGCAGAAAAACAUGUUGGAUGUGUGAUGAAUGAGAGGUGGAAGCGUCAAGCAGGGUGUGGUGCAGAUGAAAGCAUGUAUGUCCACAGCAAGCAGAGGAGGAACUUUCAGUCUAAACCCUUUCACGAGAGCACAGCGCUCACUUUGCUUCCACCAAGACCACGGUCCUAUGGAGACACAGGGCUUUCCUCCAGACGCUCUGAGCUCCCGGGCCUGCAAGUACAGGGAUUCUGCUGUCCCCUCCAGCAGAGGCCUAGCAGUGGGAGGGUGACACACAGGGUGACACCACAGAGCAGAGGGGGGGUAGAUGGGAGCCUGACACUGCUAAGCAGUCUCAAGGGAAGGCUGGAGAGCAGAGCAAAAUCAACCUCAAGGUCCAGGACUGGGAGCAGACCUGAGAUGAUCCCAGAAGGUGGAGCUCCCAUUGUGUGCCAUCACAGACAUCCAGUCAGUGAAACAGCAGAGACUCCCACAACCCCCUGCGACAAUGAGAGGCAGGCUUGUCAUGGACAACCCGGCGCCGCAAAGGUUUCAGAACUCCAUCUGUAUCUGCCUUCAUCACUCUGUGAUGAUGAGGAGCAGGAUGCAGAGACAGAGGAGAUGAGAAAGUGGAACAGAACUCCAAAACAGGUCUCAGAAGUGAUGUCAGUUGGAGGGUGGGGAGACAAAAAAUAUUUUCUCAAGCAAUUAGAACAACUGCUGUGCAAGUGAAGGCAUAACCACUGGGUCUAACUGGGAUCUGUUAUAUCCAUGGAAUCAUUCCGUGCAACAAAAAAGCCAAAGAGGAUGAAGUUACAGGAUGUUCUGUGAAAAAGAGUCCUGUGAAACAUCAAUGUACAGAUCGAUGGGGACACAGGGAUGUUAUGGAGGAGGGUAAACCCAAUAAACCUUAAAGAGUUUACCACUUUGUUAAAGCUGCACUAAUCAAUAUUUUUAUAUGUAAAAUGGAUCUGAAAACAGAUCCCACAGAGGACUACUAACCCAUCUCUGCAGUUCCCCUCAGCUCUACAGAGCUUUUUAUGGUCUUUCAGCUCAUUGUUUUGGUUUUCAGGGCCGCAACGUUACUGUUAUGGUUCAGUCUCAACGUUCUCAUUAACCCUGUUUUGUGCAACAUCAGGCAGUUUUCAGUAUUCAGUUUUCAGUAAAAAAGCUCUGAUAAACUCACUGUACAGUACCUGCCCAGCACCAAACAGCAGACAAAGUUAGAGACUAGCUGGUGAACAAAGAGAAGCUUUUAGCAGCUAAAGAGACAGAUAUUUUUCUCAGGAGUUGGUGGAGACUAAAACAGAGCUAAAAUGACAGUGAAUAUCAGACUUAUAUUCAUGAGGUGGAGAGAAACACGACUCCAAAUGACUGCUGAUGUUGCUCCGUGUCUGCUGGAUGUGUAAACAGGCCACUUUAUAAGGUGAUAAUAUGUUAGUGUUGUGUUUACAGCUUGCUGUGCUGCCCCUAAAUGACCCAAAAAAUACAUUUUAGUUGACAUAAAUCUUCAAGCAUAGAUACAUCGUAAUAGUAUCAAACACAUGUAAGUUAUAUAAAGAUUUAUUAAAAGGACAUUUAAAUGUCACUGUUUGCAGUCAGUAAACAACUACCAAAUUAGACAUGAACAUUAUUAUUAUUAUUACCACAAAUAUGGACCACACAAUAAAGAUAUGACUAUAUGUACUGUCAGGACACAAGAAUAAAUGUCUCAGGCCCCACUAGUGGCCCUUGUUUUGAAGGUAACUUGUGUUCAAAGUGAAAAAAUAUUUUGAGUCACCUGUUAAUCAUUAACAUUUGUUUUAAUACUGAUCAAAGAUUUUCAGUAUGUAAGUAAGUAAUGUAAUUUAGAACAAGGUAAUCAUACUUUUAUAUUUUAUAUCAGUACAUGUCUAACUUUAAAGGAACAGUGGAACAUUUUGGGAGCUCCUCUUUUUUACUGUCUUACAGAGUCAGAAGAUAAAACUGUUGUCAGUUUCAUUUCUGUGCUGUACAAAGAUGGGUCCAUGACAUAUCUAGCUAAGAUAUCACUGCCUUUUAUGUUCCUGUGCUCCUUGCAGGACUUCAACAGAGGAGACUAGUGCUAAGGAAUCUGAGGUCAAACCAAACAAUGCAAACCUUCCAGUGUUUUCAAACCCUUCACACACCAGUCAAGACCAACCAGGACCCGGCACUCCACAGCACACCUUCUGAUGACAUCACACCGGAGGACUCUGAGCACAGCUGAGAUAUUAAGUAUAGAGGACAGCAGAGCUCAGAGCAAAUAACAGAUGGAGCCAAUUUGCCCCUAAAGAUCAUCCACGUGGGCAGGACAAAAAAGGGCGAUGGGGAAACAGGCCUCUGCUGAUAAGGUCUGCAGCUGUCCACAGAUGGAGGCCCCACGCACUGGUUAAAAACAUAGGCUUCAUAAUGAGAUGCUGGAGAGUCUACCCAAAAUAAAAACUGGGCCGCUUGAGAAAAAAAAAAAUGUAGAUAUCUGUGGACAGCUGAUGUGCUAGAACAAAAGAAAUUACUUUUAGUGGAACAAGUGUGUUUGUUUCAAAAUAAAACUCACGGGGACAUCUGCAGAGACAAGAUUGGGCCACACAGGAGAGCGACCAAAAAGAAAAUAUUGCAAAAGUAUUUGACCACAAAUUAGCAUUAAAGAUAAAGAAUGUAACAUACAGAGACCAUGUGAACAGAAAAAAAAAAGAACGUGCAAUGAUCACAAUCAUUGCUAAUUCAACAAAUAUGACCAAAGAAAUACGAUUAUUUAUAAAACACAAUGUCGAAUGUCAAGUAUUUGAGCAUGUAUCAGGACCGUUGAGGACACUGACGUUGUGUCCUCUAAAUUUGGGGUGAUGUGGGAGGUUUGGCGGCCUGUGUGUAAACUCCAAUUUUCAAUUGCUGUAAUGAUCAGUAUACAGCAACUUUAAUUUUGAAAUUUAGAGCCUAAUUUUGUCAGAUUUGGUGGCAUAUAUGGUCUUAUAUAACCAUUUUUUCUUGUGUGAUUUUGUUUUUAAUAGUCAUGGAUGCCAUAUUUUGAAAAAAAUUAACAAUGUAUAAUAUGCUUCACCAUCAACUUUUCUUUAAGGUGUUUGCUUUGUUUUCUUACAUAUACACAUUGUUUUUAUAACUAUGACAAUGAAAAAACACUUUUAGUCACUUUUUAAGAAAUUUGUGUGGAAUCAAAUACAAUAACUGUAAGUGUUCUAGUAAUUUUUUAACCAAACUAGGCACAAAAAAAACCCAGUUGUAUCCAUAAAAAAAAUGCCUGCAGGACUCAUGACCUCAGUAUUUUUAAACCCCUGGCUACUGCCCUGGUAUGGAUGUUCGUUCUUAACAUUUGGGAUCAGUAAAGAAAAUCUAAGUUGAGAGGGCUCUAGUUUUUUUAGUUCUUAACUGGAGUUUUCACCCAGUUGGGAUGUGAAUUUAUUUACCAAAUUCAGGUAUAUCUGUUGUGCUUACAAUGAAUCACUUUAAUGUGCUAUAUACAUAUUUAUUUUUGUGUUACCGUGAAACAAUGACUGGAAAAGUAAAAGAUUUGAAAAAAUACAAGUAUUUGAUCAUCAGUAGUUGGUCAAAGUAUUUGUGGAAAGCACGUUUUCUUAUCAGAAAAAUAAGUCUAAUCAAAAGGUCACUUUGUAGGAUUUUCACAUUUUUGGUGAUUAUUUUGUCUUUCAAAGGCCUUUUUUUUUGCAUAAUGUGUAACAAAUACCUUAAAUAUUUAAAACAUGUAUUAAAUAUAUGGACACAAAACAGUAAUUUUUAUGCAAAACAACCAAACCAAAAGACAUUUAUAAUUUAAUGAUUUAGUUCAUACAGUGCUGUGUAAAUGUUUACAGAAUGCAAGCCUAUCACUUUCAGCUAAAAGCAUUGUAAAACAAAACCAUGCUGACUCUGGGCCCUCCAUGGGACAUGACACCUUCAGGUUAAAAACACUUGACACAUUGAGACUUCUUGCAGUGUUCCAGAGGUGUGCAGCUGCUUAUCAUUCAGUGUGUCAUGUCUGUAUAGUGUCUUCUUGCUGGUCUUCUCUCAGUACAGAGGUAGCAGAUCAUACACCACACACUGUGCUCUGGAGAGAUCUGGACUCCACUGCUGCUCCGAAAAGGCCUCAGACCACAGGAGCCUGUCGGCCGAAUGGAGAGGAGAUGAAAGUCACGUAGAAAUGGAAACAGACUAAAACUUUGUGUGUUUAGCUCACUCUAGCUGUCAUUCCUGGAAGUUCAUUUCCAUCAGGAUGAAUGAAAUGGUAGGAAUGCAAAAAACAAAAUACAGCAUCUCGUAAUUUUGAUUUAGAAUGUCAAAAUUGUAUCUUAGUAUCUCUUGUUUUUCUUACAAAUGUCUAUACAAAUAAAUUAAAGAAAUCCAGCAAAAUGA
Molecule: messenger RNA, 4511 nt
Organism: Siniperca chuatsi (mandarin fish)
Lineage: Eukaryota; Metazoa; Chordata; Actinopteri; Centrarchiformes; Sinipercidae
Exons: 5
Coding region: 168-881 (237 amino acids)
Source: RefSeq, a predicted model, not a curated record